This is a messenger RNA of Alternaria ethzedia, 1200 nucleotides long. RefSeq lists its product as uncharacterized. NCBI's taxonomy places the organism in Eukaryota, Fungi, Ascomycota, Dothideomycetes, Pleosporales, Pleosporaceae. The record is from RefSeq and is a predicted model, not a curated record. The transcript has a single exon. The coding region runs from base 1 to 1200 and encodes 399 amino acids.
AUGCCUGCACGAGUAUCACCAGACGAAGUAGCGUCUGCCCUUCUUUCCGAGAAGGGACUAGAACUCCAAUCUCUGCAAACCAUCCAGUCGUUAUGGGCAGGCUACGGCGAGAUAUGUCGCGUGUUCGCUAAUCCGAUAGGCUCGCCAGAUUCGACGAAAUCCUACGUACUCAAGCUUGUAAACCCCCCACCGACGAAGGCCAGCGACGAAGGCCAUACCAGAAAGAUCCUGAGCUAUCAGAUUGAACAAUACUUCUAUAGCCACCUCGCUCCUCAAAUGCCAGCAACUUUACCGGUCGCCGAAUGCGUCGCUAGCAUCAACAAGCACAACACGGAUGGCACCUCGAUGACUGCGAUGUUAUUGAGCGAUCUGAAACAGAAAUACCCUGUGGCUGGAGAGAAGCGCAACGUAUUGACGACGACCCAGGCUUAUGCCGCGCUGGAUUGGCUUUCUGGCUUUCAUGGCUUCUGGUGGACCCGCGUCAAGUCCCUAGACUCCGCGUCUCUGGUCCUACCACCGCUCGAGGAAGUACAACGUUAUGGACAAGCCUCGUCGAACAAAUCGGUGUGGCUCAAUGGCGGAUAUACCUAUCUUGCGACGCGUCGCAAGGAGUACAAUACUCUGGCGAAGGAUUACGACGCCGAGUGGAAUGAGCCACUCACGGACUGGGUUGACGGCGAAGACCUCUCCAUCUCUGAGAUAGCGGCAGCGUUCCUCACACCGAAGGCUACCGGCCGGUCACCAAUCGAAGCAUACCAAACUCUGAUCCAUGGUGAUGUCAAGUCUGAAAACAUGUUCACCAGCAAGUCCGGUGAAGAGGUCGCCUUCUACGACUUCCAAUACACUGGUCUUGGCCUGGGCGUCUGCGAUCUCGCCAAGCUCUUCACAUGCUCCGUUCCGCUAAGCAUGCUCGUUGCCGACUCGCAUAUCCCGCGGGAGCUACCCAUGCAAGAAGGCGAGAAGCAGCUGUUGCAACGAUAUUGGGAACGGCUGAGAGAGACUGGCAAACAAGAGUACAACUGGUCGAUCUUCGUGCGACAUUGGGAGACGGCGCUCGUAGACUGGCUCCGCUUUCAGGCCAGCUGGGGCUUCUGGGGGAAUACCGAAUGGUUGGAAGCUAGGGUGCGGAGUAUACUGAAGGAUCAAGAGUGGAGGGACGCAUUAAUCAGUAAUGUGGAUAAGGCGGGUAUCCGCAAGUAG